Alternaria ethzedia is the source of this 1359-nucleotide messenger RNA. RefSeq lists its product as uncharacterized. The record is from RefSeq and is a predicted model, not a curated record. Lineage: Eukaryota; Fungi; Ascomycota; Dothideomycetes; Pleosporales; Pleosporaceae. The transcript is spliced from 4 exons. The coding region runs from base 1 to 1359 and encodes 452 amino acids. Gene Ontology annotation, molecular function: metalloaminopeptidase activity. Gene Ontology annotation, biological process: proteolysis.
AUGGCGGCCAAGGUAGCGGACGAAGUCGCCAACAUGAAGUUGGACGACACCAACGGCAAACCAGCAAAUGGUACAACGGAGAACGGCGAAAAGCCCACAGGCGAUGCGGAUCACGAAGACUCAGACGAUGACAACGAGGCCGAGGAUGGAGCACCAGAAGCCGGCGAAGGCGCUGCGAAAAAGAAGAAGAAGAGGAAGCCCAGAAAGAAGAAGAAGGCUGGCGCAGCAGGCGGCGCAGGAGGGCCCAAGGUGCAGACAUCACCGCCACGAGUUCGCAUCGAUGAGCUGUUCCCCAACGAUUCGUACCCCGAGGGCGAAAUCCAAGAAUACGUCAACGAGAACGCCUACCGGACCACCAAUGAAGAGAAGCGCCACCUCGACCGCAUGAACAACGACUUCCUCACCGAAUACCGCAAAGGCUCAGAGAUCCACCGUCAAGUUCGACAAUGGGCUCAGAACUGGAUCAAGCCGGGCAUGUCGCUCACCGAGAUCGCAGAGGGUAUCGAGGACUCUGUUCGCGCCUUGACAGGACACCAGGGUCUGGAGGAUGGUGACGCGCAAAUAGCGGGCAUGGGAUUCCCGACUGGUCUGAGCAUAAACCACUGUGCAGCGCAUUACACCCCCAAUGCGGGCAACAAAAUGGUCAUCAACUACGAAGAUGUCAUGAAGGUCGAUUUCGGCGUACACAUCAAUGGACGUAUUGUGGACAGCGCGUUCACCCUGACCUUCGACCCCGUAUACGACAAUCUCAUCAACGCAUGCAAGGCUGCGACAAACGCCGGUAUCAAGGAAGCCGGUAUCGACGUCCGCAUGAGCGACAUUGGCGCUGCUAUCCAGGAAGUCAUGGAGAGCUACGAGGUGGAAAUCAAGGGACAGAUGCUGCCCGUCAAGUGCAUAAGGAAUCUGAACGGACACUCCAUCGGACACUACACCAUCCACGGCGGAAAAACUGUACCGAUCGUCAAGGGCGGCGACCAGACAAAGAUGGAAGAAGGCGAGACAUUUGCUAUCGAAACAUUCGGCAGCACAGGAAAGGGAUACGUUCGGGAUGAUAUGGAGACAUCUCACUACGCCAAAAAGGCCGACGCACCCAAAGUCGCUCUCCGCGUCUCGUCAGCAAAGACACUCCUCAACUCCAUUACCAAGAACUUCGGUACUCUGCCUUUCUGCAGGCGGUAUCUCGAUCGCAUGGGCCAUGACAAGUACCUCUUGGGCUUGAACAACCUGGUCAGCGCGGGUAUUGUCGAGGCCUACCCCCCGCUUUGCGAUAUCAAGGGCAGUUAUACAGCACAGAGUGAACACACAUUCGUGCUUCGCCCCAACUGCAAGGAGAUUCUUAGUCGCGGUGACGACUACUAA